This is a messenger RNA of Amphiprion ocellaris (clown anemonefish), 4044 nucleotides long. It is a transcript of the gene proser1, whose product is annotated as proline and serine rich 1. NCBI's taxonomy places the organism in Eukaryota, Metazoa, Chordata, Actinopteri, Pomacentridae. The coding region runs from base 577 to 2934 and encodes 785 amino acids. The transcript is spliced from 12 exons. The record is from RefSeq and is a predicted model, not a curated record.
CUCACGGAGUGACGUUGUUAGCGCCAGCUGUCAGUCGCUAGUGUCUUUCCUAAUGCGUUAUGUUGGGAUUUUCCUUAAUUUUUUUGUUUCGGUCUUUAUUGUAAUAUCACCAACACGUGAUUUAAAUUAAGCUUUAUUGAACGGAGGUACAAAUAUCGGUUUCGUCUUUUCUAGUUUGCUUUUGUUGCGCUGUGCUCGGAAUUGAGGUAGCUCCUGCUAGCUAGCUUGUUGUUAGCUGCGGAUAAAUCUGGUGCAGACAGGUUCUGCUCUGCAGACAGCUUCUCUUGUUUGGAAGUCAUUGUUCACGGGCGGAAAAGUUACGGCGUGUGCAACGAUUGUAAUCACCAUGCGGUUUUUAAAUAAUUUAUUCCAAAUGAUUAUUGCAUUAAAUAAACGUGCUCCCGAUGAAUUAGGAAUUUAAAUCAGGAAACCGGGGUCAGAAGAUUAUUUAGAUUCAAAGUCAUCCGGAUGCAUUUUAUUUUAAUGACCUCAUCUGUUGUAAUAUAAACUGUGUAUUUACUAAUUGCGUGGUGUAGUAAUUGUUCAUUGUCAAAGCGUUUGUUUAAGUCAACAAACAUGGAUAAGAAAUCAUUUGACAUCGUAUUGGACGAGAUAAGAAAGUGCGUCCUGACCGAUCAGCGGAUCAGAGCCAUAGAGCAGGUGCAUGGAUAUUUCUCCAGUGAGCAGGUGAUGGAAAUACUGAAGUACUUCUCAUGGGCAGAGCCUCAGAUCAAAGCAGUUAAAGCUCUGCAGCAUAAAAUGGUUGCAAUCCCAACAACCAAAGUUGCAAACAUCCUGAAUUGUUUCACCUUCUCAAAGGACAGGCUGAUUGUUCUGGAACUGAUAGCUUUAAAUAUUUCAGAUGCUCAAAAUUAUCGUCCUGUGGAGGAUCUGUUUCGCAUACACUUGUCUGAGAAGAAGCGUGCUCGUAGGAUACUGGAACAGGUGUGUAAGGUUGGCUGCAAAGCUCCAGUAGCUAUGAUCUCCUCCUGUGGAAUGAUACCAGGAAAUCCAUACCCUAAAGGCAGACCCAGCUUGGUCACUGGCACAUUCCCUGGUAUCCCUCCGGUGAAAAAAGAAGCCGAGAAGAAAGAGGACCCCUCUAUGGAGGGGAAAGGAAUUGCUUCCCGGAUUAUAGGACCAUUCAAACCUUUUCCUUCAUCCUACAACCCUCAUCGGCCUGUUCCUUACCCUAUACCACCAUGCCGACCCCAUGCCACCAUCGCACCAAGUGCGUACAACAACGCAGGCCUUGUUUCUGUGGGAGGGGUUAUAACAGCCAGCGUGCCCCCUCCCCCCUACAACUCCACCCACAAAGUAGCAGGUUAUACCAAACCAGGCAAUCCGCAAAACACCACACCUGGAGUCAACAGCGGCCCCCUCCUCAUUCCUCAUGGCUCCACACCUUCUACCCCUGUCCCACCCCAGGCUUCUCCUGCUCAGCCACCUCCCACAACCCCUAUCACUCCAGUUUUCCCCGGAAUGGUGCCCUCUCACAACCCCAAUGCCCCCUCUCCUUCCCCUGCUCCCUCCCCAUCGGUAAUCAAAGCAGGACCACAGACCCCCAGUGGGCAUGCUACACCUACACCCUCAUCUGUCAUUAAAGCCCACACCCCGUCAGGCACCCCGUGUGGAACUCCAGUCCCAGGCAGUGGGCCCUUCUCUUCUCCCUUCCAUGGUGUUUCUCGACCAGGCACCCCUGCCACCUCCCGCAGCGGCCCAGACUCCCUGUCUCAGAUGAACUCCAUUGGUUCUACUCAACCGAAGGUUUAUUCCCAGUCCAAUGACCACCAUUCAGGACCCACGUUCCCUGGCAUUCACCCACAAACAGGUAACCUGCCUGGGUCAGUGAUCCGAAGUUACACACCCUCUGGACCAUCAUCUCUCACUCCUGGAUCUUCCACUCCAGUAAUUCCGAGCUGUUCCACCCCAGGCCCCAGUCCCAAACCUUCCCCUGUUCAUCAUGCACAAGCUCAGGCUGUGAUGGCUGGAGCUCUUAACAGACAUGCGGGGGGUGGCAGUGGUAGUAACAGCCCUGUGCCCUCUGCUUUUAAGGGAACCUCUCGCUCUGGCACGCCAUCGGUUAGCUCACUGGUGGCGCCAGGUUCUGCACAGGCCGCCCUGGUGCGUUCCUUGGGUCUGUCACAUCCAUCAGGUUCUCCUCAAGUCUCUCUCCCUAGUCCUGUUGCUAUCACCGGGCUCCAAGCACUGUCUUCUAGCCCAGCACCCUCUCAUUAUCCUGGCCUGUCGCCUUUUCCCUCUCUUCCUCCUUCCACCAUCCCUUCAUCCAUGCCCACACUACCUCCAACUUCCAACAUUUCCAGCCACCCAUCAACGUCCAUCUACCCAGGCUUGGCUCCCAGUGCAGCCCAAAGUGCAGCCUCUCCUUUUGGUCUAGGCCUUACUUCUGCCCCCUCUAUAUUCCCAGGCCUACCGCCUGGGCCUAACCCCACUACCUUCCCUGGACUGGGUGUGUCAGGGGGGCAUGGUGCUGGGAGUCCUGUUCUGCCGUCAUUCAUGGGACUACCAGGGGCCACUCCAUCUUCAGUGGCAUCAGUGGCACCACUGCAGGCAGCAGCGGCAGCAGCAGCAGUUGGGGUUCCAUCAUCAUCACCAGUUUUACCAGGUUUUGCAUCUGCCUUCAGCUCCAAUUUCCAGCCUGGUUUGAGCAGCGGACUUCAACCUCCAGGAAGUAGUGGCUUCCCGGGCUUGCUGUCUUUCCCUGGAGUACCGGGUUUCUCUCCCUCUGCCUCCCCUGCAGCCCUUGGUGGCCUCCACAAUCCAACCAUGCAGUCUGCCCUGCUGCAGGCUCAUCCUACAUCUGCCUUGGAGAGCUUUCCUCCUCAACCCAACAGUUUCACCAACUACCCUCCAGGUCCAGGAAACCCCUUCCCCCUCCAGCCAGGCCUGCACCCCCAGUUGGGUUGGCAGUGAAACCCGCUGUACAUUUGCAAACAGGAAGUAGACUUACAUGUUCAUCUCUGCAGUUCACCCUGACCUACGCCUCAGCUGAUGAGGCUUUUUAUUUUUGGCCUUGCACCCUGAGGAGCACAGGACAAAAUAUUGGAGAGUUUCAUUACUAUGUAUGUUACAGCAAGGUUAAUUUCAUAAUGCAAACAACACUACUUUGGAAACAAGUGAAAGUAUUUGAGGGGGAGAAGGCAUAUUUGUAAUAUUCACAGUUGGACAGUUGUAAAUAUCAGUUGUCGAAGUUGUUAGGUUCCACAUGUAGACUGUGACUGGUUUUAAUGUUAGCCCUACUUCCCUGUUUUUAAUCAAUGAAUUAUAGAAAAUUUAACAAAUCUACAUGAUACAUGUAAUGAAUUGACAGUAUCCCGAUGUAGUAUUUCAUGUCCGAUCUCAGAGGAAAGGAAAUGUUACGAACUGGUUGACUUGAAUCUAAGAAUUGUGACAUGAACGUCUUCACUGACUUACAUUGUAUGUCACAUUUUGAAGUCGGCUUACCAUAAAUAUUUUUAUCACCUGUGUCAAGGGUGAGAGUGUUGUACACAAAAACUUGCAUUUGGCAGCUCUACUCAUGUUUCUUUUCUUUUUUAAAAAUAUUUGUCGCUGUCAGCAAUUAACUGUGAUUCACCUUUUUUUUAUGUUUACAAAGUUCUUUUGACAAACGUGACACAGCUAGUACUGUGACUGCAGCAUUUGACGAGACAUACUGUACACAGAUGUUUUCCGACUACAUGAAGCUUUGUUGGAUUAAUUUGUGGACUUAUAUGACUAUUUUUAUGUUAUUCUUCACAUACUGAGUGAAACUGUACUUCUACUUCAUUUGCUGUACAUCUCUGUAGUAAUCUGUCCUACAGAGGUUAAGUCGCAAACAGUUACUUUAUUAUUUGAAAGUAAUAGACAUUUAGUUUGUUGCAUUGUGUUGUUUUUGUUUUGCCAUUUUUGUACUUGCACCAUUUUUUUCUUUAGUUUUUUUAUUUGACAGUUAGCUGCUGGUUGCUGUAGCUGUUAUUGUAUCUGUAGUCUAUGUGAUGCCACGACUAUCGGGCACUCGCUAAAUAAAAUUACUGGAGCUGAUAA